AUGAAACCCGCCAAACAGUCAAUUUUCGUGACAAUGGUUAUGAUCUACUCCGUCAUCCUAAUUAUAACAAUAUUCACACCUGUUCAGCAAAUCCAUGUAGAUAUUAUUGAUAUCACUGGAUUCGCAAAGUGUGCUCUUACAACAAAAUGGUUCAGAACUCAGCUGGCGCCGUUUUUGGGGAAUUUAACGGCGAAGAAGGGUCCGAAGAACUUGAAGAUGGUCUAUCAUCCUUUGUCGAUUGGACAGAAAAAGGGUAAUGGAACAGCUGUGGCCACGUGUGAAAAUGGAUGGUUGGAGUGUCAACUGAACAAGCUUCAGUGUUGUACAAAAAAAUACUCGAGAAAUGUUACGGAUUUCGAGAUUCUCGCGGUUUUGGAGUGUAUUCAGGGAAAGCAAUGGUUUGGAAAGGCUCUGGAUUGUCUCCAACCAAGGAAUUUGCAAACUUUGUAA
Molecule: messenger RNA, 450 nt
Organism: Caenorhabditis elegans
Lineage: Eukaryota; Metazoa; Nematoda; Chromadorea; Rhabditida; Rhabditidae
Gene: W04A4.3
Product: DUF19 domain-containing protein
Exons: 2
Coding region: 1-450 (149 amino acids)
Molecular function (GO): oxidoreductase activity, acting on a sulfur group of donors, disulfide as acceptor
Source: RefSeq, marked reviewed